ACCAUGAGCAGCUUCUUAGACUACUCUGUGAUGAGCGGGGACGCGGGUUCGUGCUCGGUCCGGGCCUUCCACUCAGAACACGGGAUUACGAGUUUCCAGUCGUGCGCCGUGAGCGUGAACACCUGCGGGGCGGAUGAGCGCUUCAUGGGGACUCGGGCGUCACCUCCAGACGGGGUCCCUCCGCCUCAGGCGGGGUCGUACCAGUCUCUGGGUGUCAGCUACGGCGCGUGCACCUCUGGCUACGCGCCGCAAACUUUUUACAAUCACUACGCCCUCAAUCAGGAAGUGGACGGGUUCCCGCAGUGUGGCCCGCUGGUUUACUCGGGUAACAUCACCUCCUCUGUGGUGGCUCAGCACCGUCAGAGUUACACCACAGCGGCGGGAGCGGCGCCCUUGGGUCAGCUGCAGUACGCGCACGCGGCCUACGGAGGCGGGCACGAGCAGGGCAGCGCGUUCCCCGGUUGUGCCAACCCGCUGUCACCUCUCCACGCUGCGCACCUGGACACGUGCUGCUCCCCGCUGUCAGAGAGCGCAGCCUCCGCGCAGACCUUCGACUGGAUGAAAGUGAAGAGGAACCCGCCCAAAACAGGACGCUCCGGGGAGUACGGCUACGGAGGCCAACCCAACACGGUGCGCACCAACUUCACCACCAAACAGCUGACGGAGCUGGAGAAGGAGUUCCACUUCAACAAGUACCUGACCCGCGCGCGGCGCGUGGAGAUCGCCGCUGCGCUUCAGCUCAACGAGACUCAAGUCAAAAUCUGGUUCCAGAACCGGAGGAUGAAGCAGAAAAAGCGGGAGAAAGAGGGGCUCCUUCCCGCCAAACCCUCGUCCUCCGGUGACCUGCCGGACAGCGGCCAGGACAGAACGGACGACGCUGCGUCAGACAAAUCUCUGUCCGCGCCGUCCACACCGUCCCCCACGUCCUCCACGAGCUCCACCGCUGGACCUGACCCCUACUCCUCAAACUAA
This is a messenger RNA of Boleophthalmus pectinirostris (great blue-spotted mudskipper), 972 nucleotides long. RefSeq names its product homeobox A1a (gene hoxa1a). The record is from RefSeq and is a predicted model, not a curated record. Gene Ontology annotation, biological process: regulation of transcription by RNA polymerase II. The coding region runs from base 4 to 972 and encodes 322 amino acids. The transcript has 2 exons. Lineage: Eukaryota; Metazoa; Chordata; Actinopteri; Gobiiformes; Gobiidae. Gene Ontology annotation, cellular component: nucleus. Gene Ontology annotation, molecular function: DNA-binding transcription factor activity, RNA polymerase II-specific; RNA polymerase II cis-regulatory region sequence-specific DNA binding.